CUUUUUGAUGUCAUGCAACUCCGUAUAACACUAUGUUUUCCCUUUCGUUUGCGUGUAGUUCACGGGAACACUUAAAACGUGCUAACUGAAAUUUUAAUACAUUUUUGCCGACCUCUUUGUGACGAAUUUUCUUUAUGUUUAUUGAAUGAAUGUUGGUGGAAAUGGUUCACUUGACAUUUGUUGUUUCUUAAAUCCAAUCUUCAAGAAAUCCAAUUGAUCGUGUGAAUGAGUAUUAAUAAUAAGAGUAAUAAUACGAGAGUGAUGUACGAAAAUAUUACGUAAUAUAUGUUUUAGUGUGCCCUUUUGUGAAGUUUCAAGAAAACAUUCAUAUGAGUAAAAUUAAGAAAACUUUCUGUUAUGCAUUAAAUGCUGUCUUACAUGUUUUUGCUCGUUGACAUACAAUAUUUUACCCGUAAUUGUUUAUUUUAAUUAGUUUGACAACUUAACAUUUCACACAGAAGAAUAAUCAUGGCAAGUGAUAGCCAGAGUGGUAAUGAACAAGUUAUACUUGCCACAGGAGGUUAUGAUCACACAGUAAAACUAUGGCAAGCCCAUACAGGAGUUUGUCAGAGAACCACGCAACACACGGAUUCUCAAGUGAACUCACUAGACAUAACCCCUGACAAACAGUUAAUUGCAGCUGCAGGUUUCCAACACAUUCGAAUGUAUGAUUUGACAUCUAAUAAUCCUAAUCCUGUUAUAAAUUAUGAAGGUGUUUCUAAGAACAUUACUGGAGUGGGUUUCCAAGAAGAUGGCAAAUGGAUGUAUACAGGUGGAGAAGAUUGUAGUGCAAGAAUUUGGGAUUUAAGAUCCCGGAAUCUUCAAUGUCAGCGAAUAUUUCAAGUUUCAGCCCCAGUAAAUUGUGUAUGCUUACAUCCCAAUCAAGCAGAGUUAAUUGUAGGAGAUCAAAGUGGUGUAAUUCACUUGUGGGACUUAAAAACUGAUCACAAUGAGCAGUUGAUACCUGAAGCUGAAGCUUCAAUUCAGGACAUUGCCAUUGAUCCAGAAGGUCAUUUUAUGGCAGCUGUUAAUAACAAAGGACAUUGUUAUAUCUGGAGUUUAAGUGGAGGAAUUGGUGAAGAACCCACAAAAUUGAACCCUAAACAUAAGAUUGAAGCCCACAAACGCUAUGCGCUCAAGUUAUUUGUUACGACUUCUGCUGACCAAACAGCGCGAAUAUGGAAGACGAUAGGUUUCAGUUUAGUGCAAGAACUGAAGCACGAUGAGCAGCGCUGGGUAUGGGAUGCUGCUUUCAGUGCCGACUCACAGUACGUUCUUACAGCAUCUUCUGAUGGCGUUGCAAGAUUAUGGAAUGUUGUAACAGGGAAAGUAGAGAAAGAGUACAAAGGCCACCAAAAAGCUAUUACAGCUUUAGCAUUUCGUGACUUUAUAGUUCGCGAUUAAUGUUCUAGUCAUAAAAAUAAUUCUGGUGUUUAUAAAUGUACUCUUGUAUUGAAAGAAAGCAAAUAAAACUGAUGUUUACAUUUAAAUAUAUAGAUCAUAAAAGAUUCUUUACAUUGUAUGCCUUACUGCUUACGCAAAUGCAUAUUUCACCAGUAUCCUAGUUCCUAU
Gryllus bimaculatus (two-spotted cricket) is the source of this 1572-nucleotide messenger RNA. Lineage: Eukaryota; Metazoa; Arthropoda; Insecta; Orthoptera; Gryllidae. The record is from the annotation of a GenBank genome assembly.